AGCAGCUGGUGGUUCUGAUGAGAGGGUCUGGAGCAGAGAGAGGUAGAGAGCUGUAGAGAGGUUGUUCUGUUGAUGGAGGAAACAACAACAACAACCAGCUAGUCAUCAUGAGGGGCCCUGAAACACUGAUCUGGACCGCUCUGCUCAUCCACAAGGUGGUGGGAGAGUACGGCAUGGCCCAUUUCAGUGACGAGGGCAAGAGCAAAGGGAAGGAUUACUGCAUAUUCUUCAACUCACAGUGGGCACGUCUACCUCAGGACCUCAACAAGGCAUCACGUCUUCAGAUCUAUGACCUCACAACAUCGAUCCUGUGCUCGCCCUCUGACGUCCCGGAGGGAGGCUUCCCGAAUCGCAUCCUCAUGGUGAUGAGAGGCAACUGCACUUUCUACGAAAAGGUCCGACUGGCCCAGAUUAACGGCGCCAAGGGCCUGCUCAUUGUCAGCAAGAACAGACUGACACCACCAGCAGGAAACAAGACUCAGUAUGAGGAGAUUGACAUUCCUGUAGCACUGCUCAGCUACUCUGAUUUGCUGGACAUAGGCAAGAAAUUUGGCGAAGGAAGACAGGUCGCCAUGUACGCACCCAAUGAGCCGGUGUUGGACUACAACAUGGUGAUCAUCUUCUUGAUGGCAGUAGGAACAGUCGCCAUCGGCGGUUACUGGGCCGGCAGCAGAGACAGCAAGAAACGCUACAUGAAGCACAAGCGGGACGACGGCGCGGAGAAGCAGGACGAGGAGACCGUGGACGUCACCCCCAUCAUGAUCUGUGUGUUCGUGGCCACGUGCUGCAGCAUGCUGGUGCUACUUUACCUUUUCUAUGACAGCCUGGCCAUCUGGGUCAUAGCCAUCUUCGGUGUGGCCUCCUCUGUCGGCCUCCACAGCUGUCUAUGGCCUUUUGUCAGGAGACUCCCUUUCUGCAAGUGCAGGGUCCCAGAGAACAACUUGCCAUACUUGCACAAACGGCCGCAGAUCCGCAUGUUGCUGCUGUCGGCCGUUUGCAUCAGUAUCAGCGUCACCUGGAUGGUGUUUCGCAACGAAGACCAGUGGGCGUGGGUGUUACAGGACGCCCUGGGGAUCGCCUUCUGUCUCUACAUGCUCAAAACAGUCAGACUCCCCACAUUUAAGGCUUGCACCUUAUUACUGUCGGUCCUUUUUGUCUACGAUGUUUUCUUCGUAUUUAUUACACCCUUCUUUACAAAGAGUGGGGAAAGCAUAAUGGUGGAGGUCGCGGCUGGUCCCUCUGAUUCCUCCACGCAUGAAAAGCUCCCCAUGGUGCUCAAAGUCCCGAGGUUAAACUUCUCUCCCCUGGCUCUUUGCGACCGGCCCUUCUCCCUCCUGGGCUUCGGUGAUAUCUUAGUACCAGGUCUUCUGGUGGCGUACUGUCACAGGUUUGACAUUUUAACACAAUCCUCCAGGAUCUACUUUAUGGCCUGUACGAUCGCUUACGGCAUCGGCCUGCUGAUCACCUUCGUGGCCCUGGCCAUGAUGCAGAUGGGUCAGCCGGCUUUGCUCUACCUGGUGCCUUGCACUCUGCUCACCAGCCUCACUGUAGCGCUGUGGCGCAGGGAGUUGCCCCAGUUCUGGACUGGAAGUGGAUUUGUGCCUCCCAUAAUGCUCGCACCGAUCAACUGUACACAAACCGCAGCGCCGCCGUCGACGAAGGAUCACUUGAAUAAACCGGGGCCACAAACCACAGAAGAAGAUUCACCUCAUUACCCGCCUCAGGAAACGCCCCGCGACGAGAAAGAACAAGAGGAAAACAAAUCUAACUGAAAGGACGUCUAGUACGGCAUUUUACAUUUCACUUCAUGUUUUUAUUUGUUGUUGUUGUUUUUUCUACGUUGUGUCUCAGUCAAUGGACAUUUUAAGUUCAAACGUUUUAUUUGCACUUGGUGCGAAGGGAAGAGCGGAGUGGCCGACUCAGCGGAGCGCCAGGAUUGGACACACAUGGUUGAGGCAUUGAAACCGACAAACACACCCAAGUAUAAAACCUGCACAGCAGCCCCGA
This is a messenger RNA of Sebastes umbrosus (honeycomb rockfish), 2007 nucleotides long. It is a transcript of the gene sppl2b, whose product is annotated as signal peptide peptidase-like 2. The transcript is spliced from 15 exons. Bases 108 to 1772 code for a protein of 554 amino acids. Gene Ontology annotation, cellular component: Golgi-associated vesicle membrane; lumenal side of endoplasmic reticulum membrane; cytoplasmic side of endoplasmic reticulum membrane. Gene Ontology annotation, biological process: membrane protein proteolysis. NCBI's taxonomy places the organism in Eukaryota, Metazoa, Chordata, Actinopteri, Perciformes, Sebastidae. The record is from RefSeq and is a predicted model, not a curated record. Gene Ontology annotation, molecular function: aspartic endopeptidase activity, intramembrane cleaving.